Molecule: messenger RNA, 2894 nt
Organism: Eriocheir sinensis (Chinese mitten crab)
Lineage: Eukaryota; Metazoa; Arthropoda; Malacostraca; Decapoda; Varunidae
Exons: 7
Coding region: 975-2726 (583 amino acids)
Source: RefSeq, a predicted model, not a curated record
AGCCAGGCCCAGUGGAUGUGCCGGCGCUGAACGGGACGCGACGCUUCAAACUCGCGCUCCACGGCCCAUACCUGAGUGAGGGCUGAGGGCAGUGACUUUAAGCAGGAAAAAGAAACAUAAAAACGCUCCUUUGUUCUGCUGCUAUUGAGUGCCUGUGGCGUGAGCUUGGACAAUACUUUAAACUUUGAUAUUAUGUGAUGCGAGGUCUCCCAGAUGCAGUGAAAAAAGUUAAGUUUACGAAUGAAGAACUACCGUGGCAGUUGUUUUUCUGGGCCUUCCAAGAACCAAUCCUCAUGCUGCUGCAACCAAGUGACUCACGACAGUAACUUGAACGAUAUUGUCAACUUUAAUAUUAUGUGACGCGAGUUCUCCAAGAUGCAGUGAGGGAGGUUAAGUUUAUGAGAUAUGAACUACCUAGACAGUGCUAUUUUUCUCGUCCUUCCAAAAACCUAUCCUCGUGCUGCUUAUACCACGUGACUCUGAGGAUACCAACACUGAAUCAAUAACUUCAGCUUCUUCCAAUUGCAAUGAGGAUGAUUAGGAUUACCAGAUAAGAACUACGCAGACAGGAGUGGAAAACUGUUACCGGCCAUCAAAAACCUAACCUCAUGCUACUGGUAUCAAAUGACAACCUAUAGCCAUUCCCUCCAGGUUCAGUAUCAGUAUGUGACGUGAAUCAUUGGACAUACAGCGAGAAGGGAUGCUUUCAAGACUUAGAUAACACGUGUCCAAUAUAUACAGAGGUCGUCAGUGCAUACACCAGCAUUCCAAAUCAGGCGAAAACAGUUAGAUUACCUUCGUGGUGGAGUUACUAAGCGGCUGGAAUAGUGUGGGACGUGAAACUACUAUCCCUUCAGCUUCAGUGUUAUGUGACGUGGGUUCUUGAAAAUGCAGUGAGUGGAUAUAUAAGUUUAAGGGAUAUUAAUAACUCAUAUUCUAAGCAGAGGUGACCAGGACGUGUGUGUCAGGUCACCAUGUACUACCUUGAGUUAGCGUUGGUUGCCGUGGGAGUCGCUCUGUGCCCCUGCUCGUCACUUGCGUCACCUUCACUGCAGGAACUAUUCAGAUUGGAGCGCGAGGAGGCAGCCAACCGGUGGGCGCCGCUGGUGUGGCUCCACCCCGCCGAGGACUUCUUCCCCAGCUCCGUGCCACACUUCCUGAAGCACAUCACUGUUAGCACGGCGGCGGACAGGGCCGCGGCGCAGCGAGGGUUAGGGGCGCCGGACCUGACCCUGCCCGGCGGACGACCCAGCAGGGACUUUUUCCUCACAGCACAGCACGACUUUGAUUGCCAGGACUGCACGUUGCCUGGGUUUCUUCGAGGGGAGAAGCCAAGGAAGAAGUACUCACCCCCAGUCUACGUCACUGUCCACACGUGUUCCCCGGAGCCACAAGGACGGGCCGCGAGGAGCACCAAGAAUCCUCUGCUCGGGGACGGGGGCGGGCUGACCAGCGAUCGCGUGGCUGCAGAGGGAGUCAUUAGGGAAUCUUCGCUCACAAGCUUUCCCUUUACUGGAUCAACAUCGGCGUCUCCCUUCACCAGCCCUUCUAGUCUCCCGCCAACACUGUCCUCUUUCACUGCAACUCAAGAUCACGCACUGCCGAGUACUUUCAGUUUAUUCGCUUACUCUCAGACCAGACCAACUCGUCCCCUCUUUCCCUCAACCUCGGAACCGACAGAUCAUUCUAGUUUUUCAGAGGACGGAAAUGUCACUUCAACCUCUCCUCCGAUCGGUUAUAGUGAGGACAUGGCACCAAUCAACAAUGUGAAUAGCAAAACGGAUGAAUAUGAGGGAAUUUUUCAAGCGGAUGGCCUGGGAAUGACAGCGACGGACGAAGGCAAAAGCACACCAAGGAAAACUACGGUAACUCCUGGUGCUACAGAUGAAUCUCAGGCCACGGGCAACACUACCACUGGUUUUCUGAGGUCGCCGGAGACAACCAUGCACCCAAACACUGCUGAGGUGAAUGGUGAAGACGAUCCAACCAAUACGACCACGCGAGGACAGCGCCAUAGCAGCACAAGGCGACACGUGAGGCUGGGAGACCAAAUCAGUAGUUAUAAACAAGUCUUCACGCUGACCUACUGGAUGUUCUACCCCUACAAUAGAGGGAAGGACGUGUGCACCGUGAACCUCGGCCUCUUUCUGGGACGAUUCUUCAAGCCGAGAGUGCAAGGCCAGUGUCACGGUGAAGAUCUGACGAUGGGGAAUCAUGUUGGGGACUGGGAGCACGUAUCCAUCAAUUUUAAGGGAAGCCGGCCGCGUCGAAUGUACGUGUCAAGCCACACCUUCGGCGCCUUCUACACCUACGAGCCCCAGAGCCACACGUUCGUCUACGAGAGUCAGGACACGCGGGAAGGCCUUGCCAUGUCGCCCGUGUAUCCGCGGACCAUCCAGCUCACGGGUUCUCAUCCUGUCCUGUACUCGGCGAGGGGAUCUCAUGGCCUGUGGGGAUCUGAAGGCGUCCACGAGUACAACUCACUCCCCGAACUUGUCGACGAGACGGGCAGCGGCACACCCUGGAACACAUGGACCAACCUGGAGCUCGUCGAUGAGAAAGACUCCGCGUCCCUGGAGCCUCACAGGAACUGGUGGCGUUACGAGGGCCGCUGGGGCAACCCGAGCUCCAGCUGUCACCUGUUGCUUGGAGGCUUCUGCGAGAACGUCAAGGGGCCGACGGGCAUACCAAGGAAGCGAAUCAACUUCCCCUGCCAAAGACUGUGAUCCUAAGAGUCCCAAAUAGUCAUGUCUCUCUCUCUCUGUCUGUCUGUUUGGAUAUAUACAGGAAACAUGCAAUGAGGUGCCAUAAUCCAGGAAACAAGAAGAAUAUUGUUGUAUUUACAGGAAAAAAAAAUAUAUACAUGCAUUAUCCACUAUAAAAUGCCAUAUAAU